This is a messenger RNA of Entrophospora candida, 639 nucleotides long. Lineage: Eukaryota; Fungi; Glomeromycota; Glomeromycetes; Entrophosporales; Entrophosporaceae. The record is from the annotation of a GenBank genome assembly.
AUGGAUAGUGAUGAUGAUGAUGAGAUUAUUGGAUGGAAAGAUACAGAUGAUAAUUGGGUCUUCUUAGUAAUAAAUAACAAUCUUGCUCCAGAAGUAAGAGUGAAAAAAGAAAAUUUAAUAAUAAGUUUUAUUAUACCAGGUGAAAUAGAAUGUUAUGAUGCCUUGAAUGUUGAGCUGUUUCAAUUAAAAGCUCACAUAUUAGCUUGGACAGGAGAUAUCCCUGCUGUAACAAAAAUUAUGUGUUUCAUAGGACAUAAUUCUUAUCAAGGGUGUAGAUUUUGUGUUAAAGAAAAAAGCAUUUUGUUUGAAUUGAAAUCUAUAAAGUUUCCAAAAUCCUUUCCACUUGAUAUAAUAAUGCAUCUAUUUUUUGAAAAUGUGGCAAAAAAAGAUUUGCAAGAAGUUGGCAAUAUCUUAUAUAAUAACAAGUACAAUAUACCAAGUAAUGGAAGAAUACCAAGGAAUAUAUAUAAACAUUCAGCUGGUUAUAAAGCUGAAGAAUGGUCUAAAUGGAUAUUAUAUUUUUCAUUGCCAUUAAUGAAAACAGCAAAAUUAUGUACAGAACUACAACUUGAAGGAGAUGAGCCAAACUUGAUUAAAGAAAAUUUGGAAAUUUUUAUUUACAUUAUAUUGAGUAAAUGA